Messenger RNA from Phragmites australis (common reed), 1110 nucleotides. RefSeq lists its product as uncharacterized. The transcript has a single exon. Bases 1 to 1110 code for a protein of 369 amino acids. NCBI's taxonomy places the organism in Eukaryota, Viridiplantae, Streptophyta, Magnoliopsida, Poales, Poaceae. The record is from RefSeq and is a predicted model, not a curated record.
AUGGAGUCAGUAAGAUUAUUGAUAGCCUUGGCAGCACAUGGAUGCUGGGAGAUUCAUCAUAUGGAUGUGAAAUCAGCAUUCCUAAAUGGAGAUUUGGCUGAGGAGGUAUAUGUGCAGCAACCACCCGGUUUUAUCAAUCCAAGUCACCAAGGUUUAGUACUGAAACUGAGAAAGGCAUUGUAUGGUCUUUGUCAGGCACCUCGUGCAUGGAACUCAAGAUUGGAUGCAUCUCUGAGCUCACUUGGUUUUGAGCGCAGUCCAACUGAACAUGCCAUCUAUAGGAGGGAGAAGGAUGGUAAGAUCUUGCUAGUUGGAGUGUAUGUAGAUGAUCUGAUUAUUACAGGAUCAGACACUGAAAGAAUUUCAGAGUUCAAGCAAGAGAUGUGCUCAAUCUUCAAGAUGAGUGACUUGGGAUUAUUGAGUUUUUAUCUGGGAAUUGAAGUCAGACAGGAAGCAAAUGAGAUCACCUUGUGCCAGAGUAACUAUGCCAAGAAGAUACUGCAAGCUGCUGGAAUGGCAAAGUGUAAUCCUUCUGCAAUUCCCAUGGAGGCCAAGCUGAAAUUGACAAAAGAAGGUUGUGGCUCACUAGUGGACCCAACAGAAUUUAGGAGUAUUGUUGGAAGCUUGAGAUAUCUAGUGAAUACAAGGCCGGAUAUAGCUUAUGCUGUUGGAAUUGUGAGCCGGUAUAUGGAGAAGCCCACUGAUCAGCACAAAGCAGCAGUUAAGCAGAUUCUGAGAUAUAUUCAAGGCACUGUCAGAUAUGGUUGUACUUUCAGGAAGAAUAGCCGAGAAGUGCUAAAUCUUUUGGGGUAUAGUGACAGUGAUUUGGCUGGUGAUCUAGAUGAUAGAAAGAGCACUAGUGGUUUUGUGUUUUUGCUUGGAGGAAAUCUGAUCACCUGGAGCUCACAAAAACAGAAAAUUGUUGCUUUAUCAUCAUGUGAGGCUGAAUAUAUGGCAGCUGCAAUGGCAACCUGUCAAGGGAUAUGGCUCUCAAGACUGAUUUCAGAUUUGCUUGGAGCUGAUCAUGACAAGUUCAAACUGAAGGUGGAUAAUAUGUCUGCAAUUGAAUUGAGUCGAAAUCUGUGCAUCACAGCAGAACAAAACACAUAG